Leucoraja erinaceus (little skate) is the source of this 1598-nucleotide messenger RNA. RefSeq names its product P2Y purinoceptor 4. Gene Ontology annotation, biological process: G protein-coupled receptor signaling pathway. The record is from RefSeq and is a predicted model, not a curated record. Gene Ontology annotation, molecular function: G protein-coupled receptor activity. The transcript has a single exon. The coding region runs from base 167 to 1396 and encodes 409 amino acids. Lineage: Eukaryota; Metazoa; Chordata; Chondrichthyes; Rajiformes; Rajidae. Gene Ontology annotation, cellular component: plasma membrane.
CAAUGGAGGGGAGCGUGGAACCGGUGAUGCGUUGGGCAAUUUUCACCACCCUCUGCAAUGCCUUCCGGUCGGAGACAGAGCAGUUGCCAUACCAUACUGUAAUGCAGUUGGUAAGGAUGCUCUCGAUGGUGCAGCGGUAGAAGUUCACCAGGAUCUGAGGAGACAGAUGGACCUUCUUCAGUCUCCUCAGGAAGAAGAGACGCUGAUGAGCCUUCUUGAUCAGAGUAGAGGUAUUGUGGGUCCAAGAGAGGUCAUCGGAGAUGUUGACUCCCAGGAACCUGAGGCUAGAAACACGUUCCACCUCCGUCCCGUUAAUGUGGAUGUGGGUGUGCGUGCCGCCUCGUGUUUCAACUUGGUUAUAUUUAUAUUUAUGCAUUUUAUAUGUUAUAAAUUCCACAUCUCAAUUUUCACCCAGGUUCAAGCACUGAUGAUGGAAGACUCGUCCUUCAACUCCACCCAUCAGCCAGUGAGUGCCAAUCAUUCCACAGUGGACCCUGGCUGUAAACCUGAGGAUACUGGUGUUUUCAUUCCCAUUUUCCUAAGUUUGGUCUUUUCAACGGGAUUCAUACUGAACUGUGUCAGCCUGUGGAUCUUUUGGUUUUGCAUCAAGAAGUGGAGUGCCGGGAUGAUCCUACAGUUCAAUUUGGCUUUAGCCGACGCCGUUAUAACUCCUGUCGCACCGCUCAUGGUCGCCUACUUCUCAAUGGCGCACUGGCCCUUUGGACAGUUUCUCUGCCAGCUGAAGGUCUUCCUAUUGAGCACCAACAUGUACGGGAGCAUCUACUUCUUGGCCCUUAUUAGCAUCCACCGCUACAUCGCUGUUGUGCAUUGCACCAAGAAAACUAUCUUUAAGGAAGUGAGGUUUGUGAAACUGGUCUGCAUCGGCGUGUGGGUCGUUCUCUUUGUCCAAGGAUUCCCAUUCUUUUUUGUGCUCAAGACCACCGAGACGAACAACUCCAUCCAAUGCCUGAGCAUUCAUCAGGACGAGCUGUUGGUGUUGUACUUUGUGUGGAACACAGCCAUUGUAUUCACCGGUUACAUCAUCCCAUUUGUUGCCGCCGUCGUUUGCUACACCUUACUCGCCCGUUUCAUCGUCAAACUGAAUACUAAUCAACUUAAGAGCCAGCACAUGAAGGUCAAGUCCAUGCAAAUGAUAGUGGUGUCCCUGGCAAUUUUUAUAGUCUGCUUCCUCCCUGUACACGUGUCUCGCACGGUCAUGAUCACAAUCAGGCUCUUUUAUCCUGAUCGGUGCCAGGAGGUGAACAAAGUGGAACUGGUUUAUUACAGGUGCUUAGCGUUGUCGAGCAUAAAUUGCUGCCUCGACCCUUUAUUGUAUUUUUUUGCAUCGAAAAAAUUUCGUUCGUAUACGGGCAAAGUGGUGAGUUUCCGAAGAUGAAGUGAGAGGGUUUUUUUUUUUCUCCACUUCAUUGCUUUUGAAAAAGUAAUUGCCCUGAAAAAUUAACUCAUUCCCUUAUACAACGUGUUGGAUCUGCAGAGUCCUUCCAACAGUUUCUGCUUUCAAUCCAGAUAUCAACAUCUGCAACACUUCAUCGCUUGUACUGCUAUCUGUGAUUAAAGUUUAGCAUUAUUGAAAGUUA